AAAGGUAUAAAAUAGGGUUUCAAAAGAUUAAAUUCAAAAGGGGGUAUCAAUAGGUCUCGAAAGUCUCAAAAAUAAGUUGAGGGCGCGCGGUUCGGACGUUUCGACGGUCGGGAUUUUUCAUGACCUGGAGAAAGCAUCGCCGCCGCGCGCACUACCAAACACCGGUCUUUCGUAAAUCUUACGGCGAAUCUGAAUAUUGUGCUCGAAGUACUGCCGGAAUAUAUAAAAAAAAUCUCUAAAUCGUUUUGAGAAUCUUUGGUGCUUGAAAAAAAAACCCUCCUGACAACUGUUGUGUUUGCGAGCAAAAUAAAUCGUAAAAAAAAAACCAAAAGGAUACCGUUGUUGACAAAUAAUAAAUAUCGGACGGGAGAAGUUGAUUAUUUCUAUUCAAGUAUUCAAGCUGGCGCUUCGGAAAGUAAACAAAUCGGAAUAAAAAUGCAAGGUUCAGUGGAAACCUGAAUAGAAGGUUCCUGUUCGUGAUUCCUUCCUUGCCUCCCCCGUGUGUUCGUGUUUGUGUCAGAUAGUGAGUGUGUAAGUGUGUGUGUGUGUGCGAGUGGUUGUUGUGUUUUUGUGUAAAAGGAAAAACAAAACAUCAGAGAGGGCAGCGGCGAGAAGAGCGGCUUGCGGCAAGAUGCCGGCGACAGCGAAUUCGUGGGUGUUGUUGCUGUUGUUCGGCGUCGUCGUCGCCGUAGAAAGCAGCAGCAUCAUCAGCAAAAAGGGCCAGCAGCAGCAGCAGCAACAGGAGUCCUUGACGUCCACGCUUCGUCCUCUCCCGGAUAAAGGUCCCUGUCCAGCCUCGUACUUUACAUGCAACGAUGGCUUCUGCAUACCGAUGCGCUGGAAAUGCGACUCCAAGGCGGACUGUCCGGAUAGGUCCGAUGAGACCAGCGAAUGCGAAAAGGCUCCCAAGUGCAACGAGGGACAGUUUCGUUGCAAGCAAAGCCGGCACUGCAUUCCGGAAAAUUGGCUCUGCGACGGGGAGUACGACUGCGGCAAGGGCGACACAUCCGAUGAAACCAACUGUCCAAAUGGUGCCGCGCCCAAGUGCCGCGCCUUCGAGAUCGAGUGUCGCAACGGCGACUGCCUGGAGUUGUCCCGCUUCUGCGACGGCCAUUGGGACUGUGAUAACGAUGAGCUGCUAUGUGAUAAACAGAACGCAGCCUGUGCCGCUCUGAACUGCAGCUACAACUGCAAGCUGACGCCGCAGGGUGCACGGUGCUACUGCCCUAAGGGCCAGGUGACCGAAUCGGCCAACUCCACCCGCUGCGUGGACUACGACGAGUGCUCCGAGCCGGGUAUCUGCGACCAGAUGUGUCGCAAUACCCCAGGCUCCUACGAAUGCUCCUGCGUCUCUGGCUACGCCAAAUCGAAAGGACGAAGCUGUAGGGCAAUUAAUGUACCACCCACGGAGGCGGCAUCGCUGACGCUGCUCCAUACCGGCGGCGUAGCUCGCAUCGGAAUCAAUGGCGAACUCAUCGAUUCCCCAGCGGAGGCAAAGGAUAAAGAUGUCGCGGCGAAUGCGACUACCGAUAAGGAGGUGGAUCUUUUCUCCAAGCACAGUAUCAUCUCGGUGGCAGCCAUGGAAGUGUGGCACCGGAAUCGCACCCUCUGCGUCCUGCACAACAACUGGCGGGAUCUGCAUCUCGAGUGCCAGCGCAUCGAUGACCGGCGGGUCAAAUGGACACUGCCCAUCUCUCCGUCGAUAGCGACGGGUCUAUCAGUUUUUACGGAACUGCGCCUGGACUGGCUGUCGGGAAAUUGGUAUUUGCUGAACGAGGACAACGGCCUGGUCUAUCUAUGCACCAAUGCGAUGACCUUCUGCCGCCUGAUCCUGCAGCAGGUGGACCACAUAUCUUCGCUGGCGGUGGACCCCACCAAGGGCUAUUUGUUCUACACGGAUUGGAAGCCCAGUUUGUCGCGUUCCCUGCCCGAUGGCACCAAUCGCACGGUCCUGGUCACCGAACAGAUUUAUCACCCCAGCAGCAUCACCCUGGACCUGGCCAAUGAGCUGGUUUAUUGGGUCGAUAUCUAUAAAGAUGUCAUCGAACGUGUGACCUACGAGGGUCAGAAUCGCUGGACUCUGAAAAAGUCAGCAGAUUCCUUGGUGCCCCUGAAAGCAAUCCAUGCUGUGGAGGUGUUUGAGAACACCAUAUUUCUGGGUCCCUGGACGGGCACUGGCAUAGUCACCUUGGACAGGUUCACCUUGAAGGCCCAAGUCCUCAUCCGGGGUAUCAGUCAUCCCAACAAUUUCCGAAUCUUCCAUCGCCAGAAGCAGCCGGAGGUGGCGCAUCCCUGCCGGGACAAUAACGGCGGAUGCAAUCAGAUCUGUGUUCCCCUGUGGGCCCGAGGAUUCGCCAGCGCCAAAUGCCUGUGCACCUCUGGCUACAAGCUGCACAACCAGACCACCUGCCUCCUCUCCGCCCUCGACAAGUUCCUGGUCUACAGCGACAAACAGCUGACCAGGAUCACGGGUGUCCCACUCGACACUGAGCAGGUGCAGCGGCUGGAGCAGAAGGGCGAGCAGCCGGACGUGAUGGUGCCCGUGUACAAUGUGCCGGGUGAACCGGACAUCGAUGUGAAUGUGCGCGGCAAGGCGAUCUUCUACGUGAGCGUGGAUUCGGUUGGCAAAGACAAGGAGCCGGCCUUGGGAAUCCGGAGUCAGUCGCUCAACGGGAGCGUUUCCCGGAUACUGGUUACUAAUCUGACGCUGGUGCACAGCCUGGCCUUCGACUGGAUCAACGAGCACCUGUACUGGUCCAUCCACCGGAAGAUCCAGGUGGCUCCUUUGCAGAAUAUCAGCAGGGUGCUGUCUUUCAAUGUGGAUUGCGAUGCCAGAUCUAUGGCUCUGGAUCCCACUACGGGCCUCUUCUACUGGACCCAGUGGACGUCCCUGAACUGUGAGGGAGGGAUCUACAGCGCCUGGAUGGACGGAACUCACAAGGAGCUACUUGCCAAGGGCACAACCGCUCUGCCCAUGCGAGCUCCCCGUAGCCUGGACGUAGACUCCCGCUCCAAGCGGCUGUACUGGUGCGACGUCGGCCUGGGCACCAUCGAGCACAUGAAGCUGGAUGGCACUGGCCGGGAGGUGCUCUUCAAAUCGAACCAGUUCCGCAUCUUCUCGAUGGUCCAGCACAACGGACUGAUCUACUGGGUGGACGACAGGAACGCCACCAUCUGGCGUUUUCCUCUGCACGGAGCCAACAUCAACAACACGGUCAGUUCGACAGUGCACCUCCAGCGGUCUGGACGGGCGGCUAAUCUCAGGAUCUUCGAUGUAGCCAUCCAGCCAUUGGCUCAGGCGCCCAGUGCCUGUUCGCAGUCCAAGUGCCCGGGCAUGUGCCUGAAUACGCCCAAGGGAGCGAUAUGUCGCUGCCCGGAUGGAUUCACCCUCAAUGGCACCGGCAGCCACUGCAUCCCGCAGCUGUUGCAGCCCCGGAUUCUGCCCAACUGCUCAUCCGGGUUCAUGUGCCGCAGCUCGUGGCAGUGCAUCGAGAGCAAGGAUCUGUGCGACGGAUUCGUGGACUGCGAGAAUGGCUUCGACGAGAGCAGUGAACUGAAUGGUCCCUGCAAUCCCAAUGUCUGCGAUAAGACGCACAAUUUCGUGUGCAAUGGACGCUGCUACCAGCGCUCCCUGCUCUGCAGCUCCAUUACCUAUUGCUCGGACGGAUCGGAUCAGGCCAACUGCGAGCAGAGCACCUGCAACAGCAACGAGUUCACCUGCGCCCUGAGUGGUCGCUGCAUCCAAAUGAGCUGGGUCAAUGACGGGGUCAUUGAUUGUGGACCGGACGACGACUCGGAUGAGUCGGCGGAGAUAUUCUUCGGCAGCAAGUGUCCGGAGUUCGAUUGUGGCAAUGGACGGUGUCGGCAGUUCCCGGAUGUGUGCGAUGGUACCGACAAUUGCGGAAACAAUGCUGAUGAGACAGAAUGCGAACAGGAGUGCGGCAUUGGGGAGAAGUACUGCCGGCCCAUUGGUUGCUACGGGGAGAUGCACAUGUGCGACGGGAUCAUCGACUGCGAGGACAACAGCGACGAGGCCAACUGCAACCAGACCAAGAGCGACAAUCAUCCGCUGAGCGGCUGGAAGGAGGUGGACGAGUGCGCCCAGCACGAGUUUGCCUGCCUGGAUCCAUUCGAAUGCAUUCCGGACUACCUUAGGUGCGACGGAAUUCCGCACUGUUUCGACAAGACGGACGAGCUCAAUUGCACCAUGAUCAAUGCCACCAGGUUUGACAUGAACGAGACCGUGAUCUGUGAGCACCCGGACCGACUGUGCGGCUUCUCGCGGCAGUGCAUCUCGGUGAAUCAGCUGUGCGACGGCAAGAACGACUGCGAGGACACCACGGAUGAGGGCUUCCUGUGCGCGGAUAAGCUGUGCGAGCGGGACCACGAGUGCUCCCACCGCUGCCACAAUACACCGGAGGGUUACAUCUGCUCCUGCCCGGAUCACUUGUACCUGCAGCCGAACGGGAAGCGGUGCAGCAUGCAGCAUGCCUGCGAUCACUGGGACAGCUGUUCCCAGGUGUGUGAGACCAGCGGCAAGGGGUACGAGUGUCGCUGCUUGGAGGGCUUCGACUUGGCCUACGACAAGUUCACCUGCAAGAGCACUGCUCCGGAUGAGCCGUACGUGAUCUUCACCAACCGCCAGGACAUCAAAGGCAUCAACCUGAAGACCCUGGAGGUGGGCAACUUCUACACUUCGCUGAGGAACAUCAUUGCCUUGGACUUUCUGUACAUUAACAAGACCAGCAUUGAGAUCUAUUGGACGGAUGUGAUCGACGACAAGAUAUACAGGGGCCAGUUGAUGGGCGAGAGUCUGCGCAACGUGGAGGCAGUCAUCCACUCGGGACUGUCCACCACAGAGGGACUGGCCGUGGACUGGGUGGGCAAGAAUCUGUACUGGAUCGACUCCAACCUGGACCAGAUCGAGGUGGCCAAGCUGAACGGCAGUUUCCGGCGCACCCUCAUUGCUGGCAACAUGGAGAGCCCCCGGGCCAUAGCCUUAGAUCCGCGCGAGGGUCUGCUCUUCUGGACGGACUGGGACGACAACUCGCCCAGGAUUGAGCGGGCCAGCAUGUCCGGCGAAGGCAGGCGCAUUAUCUCCACCAGCUGGCAGCUGAGCGCCGGCUGGCCAAAUGGGCUCACUCUGGACUACACCCAGAAGAGGGUCUACUGGGUGGACGCCAAGUCCGAUUCGAUCAGUAGCACCAUGUACGAUGGCUCCGAGCACCAUGUGGUGUUGCGCAACAAGGAGAUACUCUCACAUCCUUUUGCCAUCUCCGUGUUCGAGAACCAUGUCUACUGGACAGACUGGCGAAGUACGUCCGUGAUACGGGCCAAUAAAUGGAACGGUAGCGAUAUCCAGGUCUUGCAACGGACCACAUCGCAGCCAUUCGGCAUCCAGGUGCUGCACUCCAGUCGCCAGCCCUGGCAACCGAAUCCUUGUGGCGAAAAUAAUGGCGGAUGUUCGCAUCUGUGUCUCCUCAGUGGGCAGGGCACAUUCAAGUGCGAGUGUCCCCAUGUCAUGCGCCUGGAUCCGAGCGAUGAGCGCAACUGUGUGGCCAACGAGCAGGUCCUGCUCUUCGUGAUGGUGGAUGAGAUCCGGGGCAUUGAUCUCCACCAGCCCAAUCACCAUACGAUUCCAACUAUAAGGCAGUCGCCAAGGUUAGUGGCGCCGCAACGCAUUGACUUCCUGGUGGACGAGAGCCGCAUCUUCUGGUCGGACAUCCAGCAGAAUGAGAUCUCCAGCGCUGGGAUCUCCAAUGGCCUCAUUGAACCCAUCAUAAACACAAACAUAGAGAAGCCGUACGGAUUCGCCCUCGACUGGAUUGGUCGGAACAUGUACUUCUCCUCGGGACAGAUCAAGUGCAAUAUACUGGCCAGUAACUUGAAGGGAGAGUUCGUGACGUACAUCCACGAAAACCUGAACAUGGUGGACAGCAUAGCCUUGGAUCCAGCCAAUGGAAAAAUGUUUUGGAUUCACUCCACAUCGGAUGGCAAUCUGUCGCAACUGGAGCAGUCCAAUCUGGAUGGUUCGGGUCGGGUUCUGAUCUACGAACAUGAAAGCAGCCUUCAGAGUCUGACCAUGGACUUUGACUCCCAGCGGUUGUACUAUGCCUAUGAUGGCUCUGGCAUCGCCUACUACGACAUCCCCAGGAAUGAGACGCGGAAGGUACUGGUGGCCAGUCAGAUCACCUCCAUCAGUUCCCUGACCGUCUAUAAUGGAACUAUCUACUUCCCGGAGAAUAUCCAGAGUGUGAUUAUGCAGUGCGAGAAGGAGUCCUGCUCCAAUAUGUCCUACUUGAGGGUCAACACAAAGACCAUUCAGAGCAUGAAAAUGUUCUAUGCGGAUGCCCAAACUGGCACUAAUUCGUGCGCAGGACCACUACGUGGUGGAUGCGAACAUCUCUGUCUGGCCACCUCCGCCACGGAGCAUGUUUGCCGCUGCGCCCUUGGCUACGACAUGGAACCUAACAAUCCCGCACGUUGUGUUCCACGGGCAGAGUUUAUUUUCUACUCGAUUGAUGUCUUGCAGGGAGUGGAAAUGAUUGAUCCUGCAGAGCAGUUUGCUCCGCCACCAGCGGCUUUGGUGCCCAUUUCCCGGGUGAGUUCUGCCAGCUUCGUUGACUAUUUCGCUGCCACGGACACCCUCUACUGGGGCGACAAUGAGCUGGGCAGCAUCUCGCGGGUGAAACGCGACGGCACCCAACGUGAGACCAUUCUGGAGGCCAUCAACGUGGCCGGAUAUAAGCAGCAGGACUGGCUGGGUGGCAUUGCCAUUGACUGGGUGGCAGGGAACAUCUACUGGAGCGACACGAAGAGAAAUCUCAUCGAGGUGGCUCGUUUGGACGGAAGUCAUCGCUAUGUUGUGGUGUCUAAUGUGGACAAGCCUACAGCUCUGGCUGUGGAUCCCCUCCAGGGAAUGCUCUUUUACGUUACCCAGCAGCACAUCGGACGGGUUGGGCUGGACGGGAGUCAGCCUUUCAUCCUCGUGAACCAGACGCGUGCCAACUGGGCGGUGGGAAGUCUUGUUUUGGACAUCGAGGCCACUAAGGUGUACUGGUGCGAGCGUUAUCCAGAUGCCCUGAUGAAGGUGGACUACGAUGGCAAUCUUCGGGAACAGCUGCUGAACGAAACAUUGAACAACCCUGUGGCUCUGGCCAAGAUGGGAGACUAUCUGUAUUGGGCUGAGAACAAGUACAAUGAGGGAACCAUUAAGGUGGCUCCACUGGCCAAUCUCAGCCAGUCGAAGGUGGUGCUGCAGACGGAGCAGGACGCCAUUAGGGACCUGAAGAUCUACUCGAAGCACAUACAGCGGGGCAGCAAUCCGUGCGCCACGGCCAACGGCGGCUGCGAGCAGCUCUGCCUGUUCAAUGGAACCACUGCCAUUUGCGCCUGUGCCCACAGUCGCCUCUCCGCGGACGGCACCUCCUGUGAGCCCUACGAGAACUUCCUGCUGUUCAGCUACCGCAGCAACAUCGAGAGCAUUCACAUGACGGAUCACUCCAACAAGAACUGGCCCGUCCAGAUGAUAUCCAACAGUACCCUGAUGCGGAAUGUGAUCGCCAUCAGCUACAACUACGAGGAGCAGUUGGUCUACUACUCGGAUGUCCAGCUGAGCACCAUAAACCAGGUACACUUUAAUGGCACUGGACAGCGGGUGCUGCUGGGACAGCAGGAGCGGGUGGAGGGCCUGGCCUACGACAUUGUCAACGAGCAGCUCUUCUGGACGUCCAACAACAACGCGGCCAUCCGAAGCGUGGAGCUGCGCCACCUGGAUCUGGUGUCGGAUUGGAAUCAUAAGCAGGUGAAGAACGUACUCAAGCUGCGGGAGAAGGACAAGCCGCGAGGCAUUGCCGUGGAGCCGUGUCUGGGCAUGAUCUACUGGACGAACUGGAACGAGGAGGCCCCUUGCAUUCAGAGAGCUUUCCUCACCGGAUACGGCGUGGAGAGUAUCAUCAAGACGGACAUCAAGAUGCCCAAUGCCCUGACUCUGGAUCUGGAGCAGCAGAAGCUGUACUGGGCGGACGCCAGGCUGGACAAGAUCGAGCGCGCCAACUACGAUGGUAGCCAUCGGGUGGUCCUGGCCCACUCCACGCCCAAGCAUGCCUUCGCCAUGGCCGUGUACGGUGACCUGCUCUUCUGGACCGACUGGGUGCUGCACGCCGUGGUGCGAGCCAACAAGUUCACCGGCACGGAUGUCCUCUUCCUGCGCGAGCACGUCACCCGGCCCAUGGGCAUUGUGGCGGUGCAGAAUAGCAGCGUGAACUGCGACUCCAACCAGUGCAAGAUCCUGAACGGUCAGUGCGAGGAUGUGUGCAUCCUGAACGCGAGUGGCCAGGCCACUUGCCACUGCACCCAGGGUGUCCUGGCAGCGGACGGGCGCCGUUGCAUCGCCCCCGUCAACACGAAUUGUGGAAAAUCCCAGUACAACUGCCACUCCGGAGAGUGCAUACCCAUGGAGCUGACCUGCGACAAUGUGACCCACUGCGCAGACGGCUCGGAUGAGUGGCGCAGCUACUGCAUCUUCCGGGAGUGCCCCGAGACGCACUUUAUGUGCCAGAACCAUCGCUGCAUUCCCAAGGAGAACAUGUGCGAUGGCCAGCACCAAUGUGGCGAUGGCAGCGACGAGGCGGCCGUACUCUGCAAGUGCCAGAGGGAGGAGUUCCGUUGCGGCAGCGGGGAGUGCAUUCCCCGCAAGUUCCGCUGCGACAACAUGAAGGACUGCCGGGACUUCAGCGAUGAGAAGGACUGCCCCCCGAUGCCUUGCGAGGCUGGCGACGUAACCUUCGAGCACUGCGGCAACAGCACCAUCUGCAUCAUGCCCAGCUGGCGGUGUGACGGCGACCCCGACUGUCCUGAUGGCACCGAUGAGCUGAACUGCGGCAACCGCACCAGCGGCAGCUGCGACAUUGGCCAGUUCCGAUGCGCCACCGGGAACUGUAUCUCCGGAUCCUGGCACUGUGACGGGGAGAAGGACUGUCCCGAUGGCAGCGAUGAGUUGGAGUGCCGCCAUGAGUGCCACGGCAGCCAAUUUGCCUGCGACAACGGCUGCAUCCCGGCCAGCUUCCAGUGCGACGGCAAAAGCGACUGCGAGGACGGUACGGAUGAGGGUCCUCAAUGUCCCAGUCGGCCGUGCCGACCUCAUCUGUUCCAGUGCAAGAGCUCCGGACGGUGCAUCCCCCAGAAGUGGGUCUGCGACGGCGAGAAGGACUGUCCCGGAGGCGACGAGGGCAGUGAAGACGAAGGACCCCAGUGCGGAACGGUUGCUCACAUUCCUGAUUGUCCACCGCCGGCUCAUCUUUGUUCAAGUGGUCUCUGCAUCGAUUCCCAGUACGUGUGUGAUGGCGACGAGGACUGCCCUGGAGGCGAUGACGAGUACGAGGGUUGUGUGCCGGUCUAUCCGCCGCAUGCUUGUCCGGGUGGCUCACAAAUGCAUCAGUGCCAGGACGGACUGUGCAUCUUCCGGAACCAGACGUGUGAUGGCAGGCAGGACUGCCGCGACGGAUCGGAUGAGCUGGCCAGCCUGUGUGCCCACACCCGUGGGUGCAACGGAACGGACGACUUCCGGUGCAAGAACGGAGCCUGCAUCAGCGUGGACUUGCUCUGCGAUCGGAGGGAUGACUGUGCCGACUACUCCGACGAGGAGCUGUGCAACGUGAACGAGUGCCUAAUUCGGGAUAUUUGCGAGCACGAGUGCGAGGACAAGGUGGUGGGCUACAAGUGCCACUGCCGGCCAGGCUACAAGGUCCUGCCCAAGAGUCCCCACCUCUGCACGGAUAUCGACGAGUGCGACGAGCAGCAGCCGUGCUCCCAGACCUGCAUCAACACCUACGGCUCCUACAAGUGCGGCUGUGCCAAGGGGUAUACCCUGGUCGAUUCCCACACCUGCAAGGCCACCAGCAACAUAUCCAUGGAGCUAAUCUUCUCCAACCGAUACUACAUCCGGCAGGUGAACAUGGUGGGCAACGGCACCAUCCUGAUCAACGAGCUGUCCAAUGCGGUGGCUCUGGACUUUGACUGGGACAGCCAGUGCCUGUACUGGUCCGAUGUGACCAGCAUAGUGGGCACCAUCAAGCGGUACUGCCCCAAGGAGAACAAGACCCAGACCCUGCACCAGAACGUCCUGAAGAAUCCCGAUGGCUUGGCUGUCGACUGGGUGGCCAAGAACCUCUACUGGUGCGACAAGGGCUUGGACACCAUCGAGGUGUCCCAGCUGGAUGGCAAGUAUCGACGGGUGCUGAUAAGUGAGAACCUGCGAGAGCCCCGUGGCAUUGCCCUGGAUCCGUACCAGCGGCACAUCUUCUGGUCGGAUUGGGGCGACAAUCCGCACAUCGGCAAGGCAGGCAUGGAUGGAUCCAACCCCAGGAUGAUUAUCCGGGAUGGUUUGGGUUGGCCGAAUGCCCUGACCAUCAGCUUUGAGACUCAGCAACUGUUCUGGGGCGACGCCAGGGAAGAUACCAUUUCGGUGAGCGAUCUGGAAGGCAAGCACACGCGCCUGCUCCUGGCGAGGAGCAUCAAUCCUCUGCUGAACCUGCACCAUAUCUUCGCCAUCGCCGUGUGGGAGGGACGUGUCUAUUGGUCCGACUGGGAGACCAAGUCCAUCGAGUACUGCAGCAUCUAUGGCGACCGCAACUGCACCACCUUGAUUACCACUAUCCACCGACCCAUGGAUCUCCGCAUCUUCCAUCCCUACCGCCAGCAACAGCCCCUGAGUGGUAAUCCCUGCCUGGCGGCCAACUGCUCCACCCUGUGUGUCCUCUCCCCUGAGGCUCCCUACUACAAGUGCAUGUGCCCCACAAACUUCAUUCUGGCGGACGAUGGCCGCACCUGCCGGGCCAACUGCACCGCAGCCCACUUCGAGUGCAAGAAUACCUACAAAUGCAUUCCGUUCUACUGGCGGUGCGAUACGCAGGAUGACUGCGGCGACGGCAGCGACGAGCCGGACACUUGUCCGCCCUUCCACUGUGAGCCGGGACAGUACCAGUGCGCCAACAAGAAGUGCAUCCACCCGUCCAAUAUCUGCGAUGGCGCCAACCACUGCGGCGACGGAUCGGAUGAGAUCGAUUGCGACAAGUUCACCUGCUUCGAUACGCAUCUGAAGUGCGGCGCCACGUCCAACUCCAGUGCCUUCUGUGUGGACAAUGGAAAGCGGUGUGACGGAGUACGGGAUUGUCCCGGUGGCGAGGAUGAAACCGGAUGCCUACCGCUGGUCUGCAAGAGGCACGAGUUCCAGUGCGGCAACAAUCGUUGCAUGCCCUUCGUUUGGGUCUGCGAUGGCGAUAUCGACUGUCCCGAUAAGUCGGAUGAGGCCAACUGCGAGAACUUGUCAUGUGGUCCCAAUGACUUCCAGUGCGAUUCAGGACGCUGCAUACCCAUGGCGUGGCGCUGCGAUGACGAGGCUGAUUGUCCCAACGGCGAGGAUGAGCCGGCCAGUUGCUUCACCUCCAAGGCCACCUGCGACCCCACCUACUUCAAGUGCAACAAUACCAAGUGCAUACCGGGACGCUGGCGGUGCGAUUACGAGAAUGAUUGCGGCGAUGGCAGCGACGAGAUGAACUGCCAGAUGCGCAAUUGCUCGGAGAGCGAGUUCCGGUGCGGAACGGGCAAGUGCAUCAAGCACAACCACCGCUGCGAUGGGGAGAUCCACUGCGACGACAGUAGCGACGAGAUCAACUGCAACAUCACCUGCAAAGCGAACCAGUUCAAGUGUGCCGCCUUCAAUACCUGCAUCAAUAAGCAAUACGAAUGUGAUGGCGAUGACGACUGUCCGGAUGGUUCUGACGAGGUGAACUGCACCUGCCCCGCCGAUCAUUUCAGCUGCGGCAACGGCAAGUGCAUCAUGUCCCGCUGGAAAUGCGAUGGCUGGGAUGACUGCCUGGACGGCAGCGACGAAAGCCUAGAGACCUGUGCCCACGUCCACUGCCAUGCCAACGCCUUCAAGUGCAAGAAUCAAUUGUGCGUCCGGAACUCGGCGCUCUGCGAUGGCGUCGACGAUUGCGGCGACAACGAGGACGAGUCCGAGAAGGUGUGUGCGGCGUUGCCCAAGUGCCGGCAUGACCAGUUCCAGUGCGAGAACGACGACUGCAUCUCAAAGAUCUUCCGCUGCGACGGUCAGUACAACUGCAUCGAUGGCUCCGAUGAGAUGAACUGCCAGCCGCCGGUGUGCGGCUUCGGCAGUUGCUCUCAGAUUUGCAUUGAAAAGAAGAUGGGCCACUACAACUGCAAGUGUGCCGAUGGCUACCACAAAGGUCCGGAGAAGAAUGCCACUUGUCUGGCCUCUGGGCCGGAUCAGAUCCUUCUGCUGGCAUCCGAGCAGGAGUUCAGAUUCAUUCUGCCAGCCAAGCAGGAGGGAACCACCGUGGUCGGCUUUUUCCAAACGGAUAGUUUGAAGAUAGACGUGUUUGAUAUACUGAUCAGACCGAAGGACACGCUGCUCUUCUGGAUUGACUCGCAUCAUGGCAAAGUGCACACCAUGAAAAUAGCCACGCCGCAUGUGGAGGAAACAGGACUGCGAGUGCGUCGGGAUCUCAAGGAGCUGACGGCUUUUAAUAUCCCAGAACUGGAUGAUCCAAAGUCCCUGGCUGUGGACUGGAUUACCCAACGGGUAUACAUCAUCGAUUCGCGGCAUAAUCAAAUUGUGGUCACCGACAUUGAGGGCAAAAAGUACAUAUCCCUUGUGUCCACCGGUCUGAAUCCCACGGACAUUGUCCUGGAACCGGAGUCGCGUAUCAUGAUCUGGUCCACCCUGGAGAACGGCAUCCUGGUGGCUUCGCUGGACGGCAGCAAUAAGAAGAGCCUGGUAGAGCGCGACGUGGGUUGGCCGAUCAGCCUUUCCAUGGACUAUCCCACUGGUCGGCUGUACUGGGCGGACUACCGUAAGGGCACCAUUGAAACGUGUCGCCUCAAUGGCAAGGAUCGGAAUGUUGUGCGCCGCUUUGGCAAUCGGGAGAAGCCCCAGAAGAUCGAUGUCUUCGAGGACUACUUGUACAUCAAGCUAUAUGACCAGAGCAUCAUCAAAAUGAACAAGUUUGGCAACGACAAUGGCACCUAUUUGCUGAAGGGAUAUCGAUCGUCCGACAUUGGAAUUCUUCAUCCCAUGAAGCAGAAUAAAAAUAUUACCAAUCCCUGUGGAAAGGAUCCCUGCAAGGCCUCCCGUUCUCUUUGCAUCCUCUCCUCUGAAUCAUCCAGCGGCUAUAGUUGCAAGUGUGCUGAUGGCUUCGUCAUGACCGACGCGGGUCUCUGUACGGCCCAUGCGGACAUUCCAGGCUACUGCCCUCUGCAGUGCAACCUCGGAACCUGCCAGAUCGUCGACCACGAACCCAAGUGCAUCUGCCAGCCGCAGUUCGAGGGUGAGUUGUGCGAGCACUAUCGUUGCUCCGGCCACUGUCUUAACCACGGAGUGUGCACGGUGGCGCCGCAGUUGCCUGGCUCCUUUGAUCCACCGCCUCUGAAGUGCACCUGUACGGCCGGAUGGUCUGGAGCUCGGUGCGAGACAUCCAUGCCCGCUUGCCAAAGCCGCUGCCACAACGGCGGAUCUUGCCUUCUGUCCGAGACGGAGGGUAUGAAGUGCAGCUGCCCGGAAAUGUUCAUUGGCGAUCAAUGUGAGCACUGCCUGAAUCUCACCUGCGAUAAUGGCGGCAUCUGCCGGGAAACGCUCACGGGAAACCCGCAGUGCGAAUGUCCGGACGGAUUCACCGGAAAACGGUGUGAGAUUAACGAAUGCGCCGACUUUUGCAAGAACGGAGGCUCCUGUAUCAUCGGAAGCAAGGGUCAGCGUCAGUGCAAAUGUCCCAGCGGCUUCUUUGGGGAUCACUGCGAAUCCAGCUCUUGCCGGGACUUCUGCCAGAAUGGAGGCACUUGUUCGGAGCGUGGUCGUCGAUUGAGCUGCACUUGCCCGCCGCGUUACAUUGGAGAGACCUGCGAGUCGGACUUGUGUACGACUUCCAAUCCACCGCACUUCUGCGACUCCGCCAAGGUGCCCCUGCGAGAUCCCUGCACCGGAAUCAUCUGCCAAAACUCUGGAACCUGUCACGUCAUCAAAGGUGUGGCGUUGUGCAACUGCACGGAUCAGUGGAACGGUGAAUUUUGCACCCUGCCCGUUGGAGAUGAUAAUCCCUGCGCUCGCUUCUGUGCCAAUGGCGGAGUGUGCCACCUGGACGGGUACUCGCGUCCGCAUUGCAGCUGCAUAGGGGAUUGGCAGGGUAAUGCCUGCCACUUGCCUCCGUACUGCGUCGGCGGAGAGUGCAACGUCUGUCGUCCGGGCAGCUCCAUCAACGAGUGUCUCUGCGAAAACACCAAGGUGGUGCCCUGUCUGAUGGAUAGCGUGGAUGCUCUCAAGGGUGAGGAUCAAUCGACUGAGUCGGGUGGCGUGCUCUCUGUUAUGGCCCUGAUCUUGGCAGUGAUCAUGUUGGUUUUGGCCCUCUUCGCUGGCGCUGUUUACUUCCUAAAGAAACAUCGCAUAGCUCAACCAUUUUCGCAUGCCCGGCUCACGGACAAUGUGGAAAUCAUGCUCACGAAUGCCAUGUAUCGCGGUGAUGCCGACGAGGCGCCCACAUUCGCCAGUGAGGAUGACAAGGGCAACUUUGCCAAUCCGGUGUACGAAUCCAUGUACGCCGAUUCCAUUCCGGAGCCAGCUAGCACGGAAAUAGCUCACAGUACGGCUCCGGACGAGCGGAAGGGACUGCUGCAGCACACGCAUGACGAGAAUCAUACACCGGACAUACUCUGAUGAUUGACACGCCCCGAGCCAGAUCUGUGUUAGGCGCAGCCUUCUCCAAAAAAAAAAAAACAAAAUGAAAAAAAAUCAUAAUUAUUCUCAUUACCGAUUUGAACUCGAACAAUGGACUGAUAGCGUGUAGCCAUAUAACGAAUUUUUCGUAAACGUU
Molecule: messenger RNA, 14885 nt
Organism: Drosophila ananassae
Lineage: Eukaryota; Metazoa; Arthropoda; Insecta; Diptera; Drosophilidae
Gene: LRP1
Product: low-density lipoprotein receptor-related protein 1
Exons: 21
Coding region: 632-14728 (4698 amino acids)
Molecular function (GO): protein binding; calcium ion binding
Source: RefSeq, a predicted model, not a curated record